UUCCCCUAUUCUUCUCGCUCCGCUGCUUCAGGCAGGUACAGAAGUUUUGAACAAACAUGGAGUACAAACUCAUCAUGGCGGUCUCCGGCUUCCCGAGUCUCUACGACACAAAUUCACUGACCUACAGGGACCUGAACAUGCGGAGCGACGCUUGGAGGCAGGUCGCGGAGAUCGUCGGGGUUCCCGAGUCUGAAUGCAGAAGGAAGUGGAAGACGCUGAGAGACCAACACAGGAGGGAAAGGCAGCGGGAGAAAGAGAGGCGCGAGAGUGGCAUCGGCCUCUUUAACUACCGGCCGUGGAGAUACUCAUCGAUUUUGUCCUUUUUGAACCCGUUCAUUGAUGCCAGAGCUGCAGGCACCAACGGCUGGGCUCUGGACCCACAGCCCUCUCACUUCCAUGCCUCCGAACUGGUGGGCUGCAGUACGACCACGGAGGUGCGGAGCGAUGACGACGAGAAUUAUGGCAUUGCUGUAGCAGACGCAACAACAACAACAACAACAUCGUCGUCGUCGUCGUCCUACUCAGAGUUCACCCAGAGGAAGCGACCGUCACCUGCCAACGGAGACACCACCAGAUUUAAAGAAGCAAAGACUGAGGAGACCUCAGACACAGUUGCCACAGACGACAGUGUGCAAACACAAGGCCAGCAUGUUCACAUGAAGGAACUGUUUGAGAUGAUGAUGCAUUCAGUUACAACUUUGGCUACGUCCUUAGCUUCGCACUCUUCCUCACAGUCCUCGGAUCAACCGACACCCCCUGCGCUCCUGCAGCCUGACCUGCUGCUGCUCCAGCAACGACAGGCCCACUGCAGCCCGCCGCCAUCCAACGCCACAUCGAGGCUGAACCAGCUGAAAACAGAGGAGCAGGAAGUUGUAAUGAGGGAGUUUUUAGACCAAACGGACGACGAUGAUGUGGAGGAGUUCAGCGAGUCUCCCAGACUUCCUCAAGCCAAGAGGAAGAGCAGCGACAGCCUGCUUGAGGAGUACCUGAGGAGGAUGGAGACAAGGGAUGCUCAGAGAAACCUGGAUCUGGAUCAGAGAGACGAUGUUACCCUCUUCCUGUUGAGCUUGGCUCCCGCCAUGAGAAGACUUUCCGCAGAGAAGCAGUCGUGGAUCAGAACCAAAAUACAGCAGCUUCUUCACGAGGCAGAGUUCGGUGCCGCAAAUUUCCAGUGAUCUCAAACUUUUUUCUGCAGCGUGGAUCAUGUUCUCGAGGACUUCAAUAACAUUUCAAUUCACCAACAGAGAAUUCAUUUAAUCUCCUUUUUAUAAUACGUUAGAUGACGUUCUCCUUUCCUGUGUUUUUGUGCUGUUUUUGAUAAAAU
Molecule: messenger RNA, 1324 nt
Organism: Seriola dumerili (greater amberjack)
Lineage: Eukaryota; Metazoa; Chordata; Actinopteri; Carangiformes; Carangidae
Exons: 3
Coding region: 57-1175 (372 amino acids)
Biological process (GO): regulation of transcription by RNA polymerase II
Cellular component (GO): transcription regulator complex; nucleus
Molecular function (GO): DNA binding
Source: RefSeq, a predicted model, not a curated record